UUGCAGGAGGAGGAGGAGAAUGAAGGCUCUUCUUGUCCAUGGAGUUCGUUGGUGUGGGUUUCGGAAGGUGUUGCAAGUAAUAAACCAGUUUUUAAUGGUCGGUUCUAUCCGUAUAUAGUAGCCCUGCAUUAUCAGAUCAGGUGCAGGAAGUAUUCAUUGCUUUCAGAUUCCGGUUGGGUUUCCGUUUCACCGCAGGCUGAUUCCGUCCUCGUCACCGUCGGAGACAUUGCUCAGGUAUGGAGCAAUGGGAAAUUGAAGAAGGUGAGAGGAACUGCGGUGGCAGGCUUAGAGGAAGAAGAUAAGUCGCGUAGCAUUUCAAUAUCACUGUUACUGACUCUCCCUCUUGAGAGUACUCUCUCUCCACUACUUCCUUUGGCAGUGAAAGUGGGUGGUGAUGACGAGGAUGACAUUAACAGUACCAGUACUACUGCCGGUGGUGGUGGUGAAAAAGAGGAGGUGCAAAGCGGUGUGGGUGAUAAGAAAGGAGAGGAGAGGGCGGCGUUCCAGUUGUUUUCUUUCGAGGGUUACGCUUGGAGAGCUUAUCACGAGAGGCUGCUGUUCAUGGACCCUCUCGACAGAUACCGCAUCUAGAAUAUUUGUGUAGCUUUGCUUUGUAUUUCAUGAAUCCAAAUUUCAAACUUC
This is a messenger RNA of Telopea speciosissima, 642 nucleotides long. RefSeq lists its product as uncharacterized. The transcript has 2 exons. The annotation marks the transcript as partial. NCBI's taxonomy places the organism in Eukaryota, Viridiplantae, Streptophyta, Magnoliopsida, Proteales, Proteaceae. The record is from RefSeq and is a predicted model, not a curated record.